Messenger RNA from Sardina pilchardus (European sardine), 4012 nucleotides. RefSeq names its product origin recognition complex, subunit 1 (gene orc1). Gene Ontology annotation, cellular component: nuclear origin of replication recognition complex. The coding region runs from base 180 to 3029 and encodes 949 amino acids. The record is from RefSeq and is a predicted model, not a curated record. The transcript is spliced from 19 exons. Lineage: Eukaryota; Metazoa; Chordata; Actinopteri; Clupeiformes; Clupeidae. Gene Ontology annotation, molecular function: chromatin binding; ATP hydrolysis activity; ATP binding. Gene Ontology annotation, biological process: mitotic DNA replication checkpoint signaling; DNA replication initiation.
UGGUAUCCUCUGAGUUUAAAUGACACCAGCAGCUCACUGAAAAGUGUAAGGUUCAACUAUUCAACUAAACAAAAUUACCCGUGGAUGCCACUUGAGGUGAAUGAAAACGUUUUGUAAUAUUUAGUCGUGGUAUCUAGCAGCACUAACCGACUGACACAUACGUUGUAACUGUUUGCAACAUGAGCCGAUAUUUAACAAGGCUACGAGUGAAGAGGAGCUACAAAUGGAAAAGUAGACCCAUCAGUGUUGAUAGAAGAUUGAACACACAGUUUUAUGAAUCGUUGAUUAUUCAAGUGGAAGGAAAACCUGUAGACACCGUUGUGACUUUGGGCCAGUACAUUCUCAUUGAAGGUGAUGACGACGACAACCCAUAUGUCGCUCAGCUUCUGAAGUUGUUCAGUGAUGCGGAUGGCACGGUGAAGAAGGCAAAAGUGCAGUGGUACAUACGCUACUGCGAGGUGCCGCAUAACAAAAGAAAGCUGCUCAGCAGGUCUGCACAUGCUCAGGAGGUCUUCUACUAUAAUCACUCCUCAUGUGACAGUGAGGUGGAUGCAGAGACCAUCUUGGGCACAGUUGAGGUGAAGCACAUUCCAGGGGAGCUCCCUUUCCCUGACGCCAGUCAAGACACUCUCUUUGUCAAGCUGACAUGGGACACCAAGGCCUUCAAGUUGUUCGAUCCAGACCUCAUGAAACCACUCCAGAAUGCCACGAGUCCUCCAUCCAAGCAGAUGCUCCAGUCACCCGUGCAAAUGAGUCCCACGUUAACGCCACCCGUCACCCCCAAAGCUCGGGGCACCACGCCGCGCGCGCUGCCCACGCCGGACCCCGUGGUGAUGAAGCGGGCCAGCUCCGCCACGAGCCAAACUCCCUACAAGCGCGGCUGCAUGAGCACGGGACGGAGGAACAGCCGCGAGGCCGAGUCCAUUCACUCGGCCUCCAAACUGUCGGCCUCCAAGCUGCUGAGCGGGAAGAGGCGCGGGCGGAUCGCCUCCGAGCCAGCAAUCCGCAAGAAGCUGGAGCUCAGCAGUCCAGGUAAGAAGAUGACCAGGGACGACGUGCUGGGAGAGCUCCUUGAUGAUGACCUGGCCCAGGAGCUCACCACCUCUCCUCCACGUGCUUUGAAGCUCACCAUACGCCUGACUCCCCUCGGUAUCAAACAGCCGUCCUCCAGAGACGAGGAGGAGGAGGACGACGACGACUUCUCCCUUCAGCCUCUUAGCCAGAGUCCUGAAAAGCCCACACCUACUGCUGUGGACGAGCAGGAUUUAGCAAGUCUAGGGGUAUGUCCCCUGGAGGAUUCUGCUGAUGAGGGAGUGACGGCGCUUCCAACCCCACUGCGGAGAAGGGCUACUCCCAGGAGAGGCAGUCUGAGGAGGCAGUCAAGGACCCCUUCGCAGAGGAAGAGCUCCUCUGAUCUCCUGCGGGAGCCGUCGCUGUCCGUGCUAGCGGAGGAGGAACACGAGGACUCUCCUGUCCAGACUGCAGCCACCCCUCGCUCCAGGAGGAAGUGUGCGCAGCUGGUGUCCUCGCGAAUCAGGAAACAACUUGGUGUUGAGGAGCGUGAUGUAGUGAGGUUAGACAGUGAGGACGGUGAUGACGGCGAUGACGAUGCCUUCGUUCCAUCGAAAAUCGACCUCAACAGCAGCAGCGAUGAGGAAGUAGAUGCAAAAGUGGAGAGUGACGAUGAAGUUGUGAUAGUUCGCAAGACCCGAAGGCUGACUGGGUCUCGCACCCCGCAGGCCACAGAAAAAACACGUUCCUCUACCAGGACCCCACGGAAGACUCCCAGCAAAAAGCAGACUGCUCCCACUACCCCACGGACACCGAGAACACCGAAAACACCUCGUCAUGCAACGCCCGUCAUCCCUAGCCGGAGUCAGCCUGCCAAAACGCCAGGGAAUGUCUUGGAAGAAGCACGUGCAAGGCUGCACGUGUCUUCAGUCCCUGAAUCUCUGCCGUGUCGGGAGCAGGAGUUCCAGGACAUCUAUAACUUUGUGGAGAGCAAGGUCAUCGAUGGCACUGGAGGGUGCAUGUACAUCUCUGGAGUGCCGGGCACCGGGAAGACGGCCACCGUGCAUGAGGCCAUCCGCUCACUGCAGCAGGCAGCGGAUCUGGACGAGAUCCCACAGUUCCGUUUCAUUGAGAUCAAUGGCAUGAAGAUGACCGACCCGCACCAAGCCUAUGUCCAGAUUCUGCAGAAACUCACCAAUCAGAAGGUCACGCCGGACCAUGCAGCCAGUCUUUUAGAGAAACGCUUCAGUAAUCCUGCUCCCAAGAAAGAGACUACUGUCCUACUGGUCGAUGAGCUGGACUUGUUGUGGACCAGGAAGCAGAAUGUGAUGUACAACCUGUUUGAUUGGCCAACACGUCGCCAUGCUCGUUUGGUAGUGCUGACCAUUGCCAACACCAUGGAUCUUCCAGAGAGAAUCAUGAUCAACCGCGUGGCCAGUCGCCUGGGCCUCACUCGGAUGUCGUUCCAGCCGUACACCUUUAAGCAGCUGCAGCAGAUCAUUGCCUCCAGGCUGAACAGGGUGCGGGCAUUUGAGGAGGAUGCCCUCCAGCUGGUGUCCAGAAAGGUGGCCGCGUUGUCAGGUGACGCCAGGCGCUGCUUGGAUAUCUGCCGCCGGUCCACAGAAAUCUGUGAAUUCUCAGCCAAUCCCAAGAGCGGCACGGGAUUGGUUGGAAUGAGUCAUGUGAUGCAAGCACUGGAUGAAAUGUUCUCGUCCGCCUACAUAACUGCCAUCAGGUGUGCAUCCGUUCAAGAGCAGCUCUUCCUUAGGGCCGUGAUCGCAGAGUUCCGACGCCUCGGUUUGGAGGAGGCUACGUUCCAACAGGUUUUUGUGCAGCACCAGGCUCUGUGCCGUGUGGAGGGGCUGCCGCCGGUCAGCGUGUCCGAGUCGCAGGCGGUGUGCCAGCGUCUGGGCGCGUGCCGCCUCCUGCUCCUGGAGCCCAGUCGGCUGGACCUGCUGCUGCGCGUGCGCCUCAACGUCAGCCAGGACGACGUGCUCUACGCCCUCAAGGCCGACUGACCGCCUGGCCCGCUCCCCGUGGCUUGAGCUUGAGGGUGCUGGGACGAACUUGGGCUUAGCGCUCUGUGUGACCUUAAGCCUGACGGGACUGCGCUCACCUGAAAUCCAGCCCUCACACAGCUUCACUCACCUGUGUCUACUGACUACGCUCAACUCAGCUCUGAGCCCUGUCGGAUGAGUGAGAUUUAGACUGAGCACUUGAAGUAGCCAUUAUCCUAGGCAUUCUUAUCAGUCAGGAUGGCAUGUUUUAUUGCCAAAAAACUAAGUACACUUUAAAAGACUUCAAUGCUGCAGGUAACAGAUCUUUUUCCACUCGCGUCCAAAUAUGAGCUCCAGUUAAUCCUUUGUCUGUGGCUGCAUCAUGGGGUCUCCUGGGCCUCACCAUUGAAGUCUCCUCACUGACCCCCUCUAGAGGACACUGGGUGGUAAGUGCAGGAAAAAGUCUUAAAGGGUGAGCCAUGUUGAGUUUCACAGAAUUGAAGUGGUAUGAUACAUGUGACUAAUGUAUGGUCUCUGAAUGUGAGGUUUUUUGAGUGAGUCAUGUUUUUCGUGUGGGUCCCCUGCGGGUUUGGCUUUUUUUUAAAAAGAAAGGUUUUAAUUUUGAGAAUUCUCACAGUUUUUGAGACCAGUAAUGUGAUGCAUACUGUUCGAACUGUUUGCCGUUAACCCUUCAACUGAAAAUCAUGUCACUAGAAACAUUAUGUAAAACUGUGAAUGGUCUUGGGGCCUAUUUUGACAGUUUGACUUAUUUUUUAUUUUAAAUUAUUUUUAGAAAGGGAGAGUAAGUCUUCCCCGUGUGUAUUAAGAACAGUGUUCAGUAUUUUAAUAGGGUAUAGGUGAUUGUGCUGUCUUGUCUUGUCUUGGAUUUGCAUCCGCUGUCUUGAAUUCUUUUGCUUGAUACUUGUGCUUUUAUUCUCAAAGCAAUUUUUUAAAUGUAUGUAUGUAAAUGUAUUUGUGAAUUUAAUAAAGAUUGAGUUUUGGAA